This is a messenger RNA of Arabidopsis thaliana (thale cress), 681 nucleotides long. Its product is annotated as sporozoite surface protein-like protein. NCBI's taxonomy places the organism in Eukaryota, Viridiplantae, Streptophyta, Magnoliopsida, Brassicales, Brassicaceae. The transcript has 2 exons. Bases 53 to 511 code for a protein of 152 amino acids. The record is from RefSeq and is marked reviewed.
CUUAAGCUUCAUCACUAAAAGCAAAAUACACCGUAACAGUUUUCGUUGGAAGAUGAAGAACGUUUCCUUUCAGCUUUUGUUUUUGGUUUCUCUUCUUGUUCUUGUCUUUGGACAUGAUCUUGUGAAAGGUAGGACAAUGGAUACAAAUGGUGGCGGCGUGCAUACAAAUAGAGGCAGUGGAUUUUUUCACGAUAAUCCUCCUUGCAAUCCAAGAGAUCCAAAGUGCAUAGAUAAACCUUGUAAUCCAGAGAAUCCAAAUUGCAGAAUGGAACAAGGUGCCAUUAAGCCAAACAGAGGCAGUGGAUAUCUUCACGAUGAUCCUCCUUGCAACCCAAGAGAUCCAAAGUGCAUAGUAAAACCUUGUAAUCCAGAGAAUCCAAAUUGCAGAAUGGAACAAGGUGCCAUUAAGCCAAACAGAGGCAGUGGAUAUCUUCACGAUGAUCCUCCUUGCAAUCCAAGAGAUCCAAAAUGCAUAGUAAAACCUUGUAAUCCAGAGAAUCCAAAUUGCUAAAAGAAACAAGGCGUUGAUAGUAAAGAAGCAGUAUUGGUAGCAAUGGGAAUGUAAGUUAUAAGAUAUGUGAAUGCCUUAUAAAACGCAUUUUAUUGAAUAAAACGUGUUUGUCUAAAUAUUUGAUUUAUAUGAUCAAUAUAUAUAGCCAGAUAAUUCUGGUAUAAUGCCCG